AUGGUGCAGCGCAUGUGGGCCGGGGCGGCCGGGCCUGCGGGCGCCGCCGAGCCGCUGUUCCCGGGCUCCCGGCGGAGCCGCAGCGUGUGGGACGCCGUGCGCCUGGAGGUGGGCGGCCCCGACAGCUGCCCGGUGGUGCUGCACAGCUUCACGCAGCUCGACCCCGACCUGCCGCGGCUGGAGAGCUCCACGCAGGAGAUCGGCGAGGAGCUGGUCAACGGGGUCGUCUACUCCAUCUCCCUGCGCAAGGUGCAGGUGCGCCACGGCACCAACAAGGGCCAGCGCUGGCUCGGGUGUGAAAACGAGUCGGCCCUGAACCUGUACGAAACCUGCAAGGUGCGGACGGUGAAGGCAGGCACGCUGGAGAAGCUGGUGGAGCACCUGGUGCCAGCCUUCCAGGGCAGCGACCUCUCCUACGUCACCAUCUUCCUGUGCACCUACCGGACCUUCACCACCACCCAGCAGGUCCUGGACCUGCUGUUCAAGAGAUACGGAUGCACCCUCCCCUAUUCCCACGAGGACGGCGGACCCCAGGACCCCCUGAGAAAUGCCAUCUCCUCCAUCCUGGGCACCUGGCUGGACCAGUAUUCGGAGGACUUCUGCCAGCCCCCGGACUUCCCCUGCCUCAAGCAGCUGGUGGCCUACGUGCAGCUCAACAUGCCUGGCUCCGACCUGGAGCGCCGUGCCCACCUCCUCCUGGCUCAGCUGGAGCACACAGAGCUUCCUGAGGCAGAGCUGGAAGCUCCAUCACCAGCUCCAGUAUCAGCUCUAAAACCAGCUCCAGAGCUAGAGUUGGCUCUGACACCGGCUCCAGCACCCCUUCCUGUGCCGGCUCCAGAGCUAAAGCCGGCUCCAUCACCGGCUCCAGAGUCAGCUCCAGAGCUAGAGCUGGCUCCAACACCGGCUCAAGCGCCCAGUCCCCUGCCAGCGCCAGCGCCAGCUCUAGCACCUGGUCUCGUGCCAGCUCCAGUGCCCAGUUUUGUGCCGGCUCUAGAGGAAGAGCUAGCUCCAACACCAGCUCUAGCACCCAGUCUCGUGCUGGCUUCAGAGCAAGAGCUGGUGCUGGCUCAGGAACUUGAGCCAGAGCUUGAACCAGCUCCAGAGCGAGAGCCAGCAGCAGCACUGACUCCCACACCGACUCCAGAGCUGGAGGCAGCUCUUUUGCAAACUCUGGAGCUCGAGCCAGCCCCAGCACCAGAGCCCUCCUGGCCUUCGCCUGUGACUGCAGAGAACGGGCUGAGCGAGGGGAGGCCUCACCUCCUGGCGUUUCCACCCGACCUCGUGGCAGAGCAGUUCACCCUGAUGGACGCGGAGCUGUUCAAGAAGGUGGUGCCCUACCACUGCCUGGGCUCCAUCUGGUCCCAGCGGGACAAGAAGGGCAAGGAGCACCUGGCUCCCACGGUCCGUGCUACCGUCACCCAGUUCAACAGUGUGGCCAACUGCGUUAUCACCACCUGCCUCGGGGACCGGAGUGUGACGGCCCGGGCCAGGGCCAGGGUGGUGGAGCACUGGAUCGAGGUGGCCAGGGAGUGCCGGGUCCUGAAGAACUUCUCCUCGCUCUACGCCAUCCUCUCCGCCCUGCGCAGCAACUCCAUCCACCGCCUGAAGAAGACGUGGGAGGAGGUUUCCAGGGACAGCGUGCGGGCCUUUCAGAAGCUGUCGGAGAUCUUCUCGGACGAGAACAACUACUCCCUGAGCAGAGAGCUGCUCAUCAAGGAGGGCACCUCCAAGUUUGCCACCCUGGAGAUGAACCCCAAGAGAGCCCAGAAGCGGCCAAAGGAGAUGGGCGUCAUCCAGGGCACCAUCCCCUACCUGGGCACGUUCCUCACGGACCUGGUGAUGCUGGACACUGCGAUGAAGGACUACCUGUAUGGGAGACUGAUCAACUUCGAGAAGAGGAGGAAGGAAUUCGAAGUCAUCGCGCAGAUCAAGCUGCUCCAGUCGGCUUGUAACAACUACAGCAUCGAGCCCGAGGGGCAGUUUGGGGCCUGGUUCCGGGCCAUGGAGCGGCUCAGCGAGACCGAGAGCUACAACCUGUCGUGCGAGCUGGAGCCACCCUCCGAGUCGGCUAGCAACACUCUGAAGGCCAAGAAGAACACAGCCAUCGUCAAACGCUGGAGCGACCGCCAGGCCCCCAGCACAGAGCUGAGCACCAGCGGCAGCUCGCACUCCAAGUCCUGUGACCAGCUCAGGUGUAGCCCCUACCUCAGUAGCGGGGACAUCGCCGACGCACUCAGCGUCCACUCGGCCGGCUCCUCCAGCUCCGACGCGGAGGAGCUCAACACGAGCUUUGUCCCGGAGUCCCCCGACGGCCAGGAAAAGAAGUUCUGGGAGUCGACCUCCCAGUCGUCCCCCGAGACCUCCGGCAUCAGCUCGGCCUCCAGCAGCGCCUCCUCCUCCUCGGCCUCCACCACGCCCGUGGCCGGCACCCGCACCCACAAACGCUCCGUCUCGGGGGUCAGCAGCUACAGCGCCUCCCUGCCGCUCUACAACCAGCAGGUGGGCGACUGCUGCAUCAUCCGCGUCAGCCUGGACGUGGACAACGGCAACAUGUACAAGAGCAUCCUGGUGACCAGCCAGGACAAGGCUCCCGCUGUCAUCCGCAAGGCCAUGGACAAGCACCACCUGGACGGGGCGGAGCCAGAGCACUACGAGCUGGUCCAGGUCAUUUCAGACGAGCGAAAGCUGAAGAUCCCGGACAACGCCAACGUGUUCUACGCCAUGAACCCUACUGCCAACUAUGACUUUGUCCUGAAGAAACGGACCUUCACCAAGGGGACAAAGGUCAGGCACGGCGCCAGCUCCACCCUCCCCCGCAUGAAGCAGAAGGGGCUCAAGAUCGCCAAGGGCCUCUUCUAGCUGGUCCCGUGUGCUGGCCCAGCCGCAGCGCGGCGCUGCCCAGGGUCGGGCUGGCCGGGCACCGAAGCACUUACAGACGACGGUGGCCGGGCCAGGCGGGCCCUUCUGCCCAGCCCGCCAGCCCGGGCCGCCCCCGGACUCCGUUCUCCCUGGACCUCCCCUGCCGCCGGGAUUGAUGCCUGCCCGCCGGCAGGCUGACCUGGCUCCCGUGGACCACUCGCCGCCUCAGGUGCCUUCUGCUCUCUGGAACCAGAGGACUAGCCGACUUUGCCAAGAGCGCUGCCCAGGGGCACGGAGCCCCGCCCGCCACCGGGCACGCCCUCGCUACACCUCCCUCGCGCCUUCCAGGCGUGGGGCACUGCCACCUGUGCCCGCGGGCACCGCUCACCCACUGGAUCUGACCACUGCAGUUCUCUCCUCGCGCCCGUGGACACCAGCCGCGCCCUUCACGGGCAGGCCCCCCCGCCCUCUAGCCUCCCUCAGGCUGCACCAAAGAUUCCAUCGUCAGGGCCACGCGAGGGAGGGAGUCCCCACCCCAGCCCGCACCCCUCGGGGGGGACGCCCUCUUCACGGACCACUUGACCCGCGAGCGGGGACCGCCUCAGCCGAGUCCCACCGAAGCCACGUCUCAGACACUGCCACCCCCGCGGCACCCUGGGCUCCACGAGGCCACACGGGACGGGGUCGGUGGGGAGGGAGGACCUGGGGGAGGGGAAGGGGUCGAAUAUUUGUAUAAA
Molossus molossus (Pallas's mastiff bat) is the source of this 3596-nucleotide messenger RNA. It is a transcript of the gene RALGDS, whose product is annotated as ral guanine nucleotide dissociation stimulator. Gene Ontology annotation, cellular component: plasma membrane. The record is from RefSeq and is a predicted model, not a curated record. Gene Ontology annotation, biological process: positive regulation of GTPase activity; Ras protein signal transduction. Lineage: Eukaryota; Metazoa; Chordata; Mammalia; Chiroptera; Molossidae. The transcript is spliced from 18 exons. The coding region runs from base 1 to 2859 and encodes 952 amino acids. Gene Ontology annotation, molecular function: guanyl-nucleotide exchange factor activity.